This is a messenger RNA of Elephantulus edwardii (Cape elephant shrew), 288 nucleotides long. It is a transcript of the gene PCLAF, whose product is annotated as KIAA0101 ortholog. Bases 1 to 288 code for a protein of 95 amino acids. The record is from RefSeq and is a predicted model, not a curated record. Gene Ontology annotation, biological process: regulation of cell cycle; translesion synthesis. The transcript has 3 exons. NCBI's taxonomy places the organism in Eukaryota, Metazoa, Chordata, Mammalia, Macroscelidea, Macroscelididae. Gene Ontology annotation, cellular component: nucleus. Gene Ontology annotation, molecular function: chromatin binding.
AUGGUGCGGACUAAAGCAGACAGUCUUGCAGGCUCCUAUCGAAAAGUGGUGGUUGCUCGAGCCCCCAGGAAAGUGCCUGUCUCCCCCUGUUCUGCCACCAGCUCCACGCCUCUUUCAUCACGGAAAGCUGAAAAUAAGUAUGCAGGAGGGAAUCCAGUUUGUGUGCGUCCAACUCCCAAAUGGCAAAAAGGAAUUAGAGAAUUCUUCAGUCUGUCCUCUAAAGAUUCAGAGAAAGAGAAUUGUCUUCCAGAAGCAGCAGGAAGCAGCAGCUUAGGAAAAGCAAAGUAA